AGAGUUAAUUAUUUUUAUUGGUUGCACUUCCUGCAAGUAUGCUUGCUAUAAGAUUUUUUCAAAUUUUAUAAAAUGUCAACUUUUCAACCAUUAUUACAUGAAACAUUUAAUUCAAUUCUUCCAAAAAAUACAAUAAAUGGUAACAAUUUGGAUAUAUUAGAUGAGGUUAAAAACGGUGGCUUUGAUAGAAAAAAAGAACUAAAUAAAAUGUCUCCUAAUGAACAAUUUUCUAAAGAUUUACUUCACAAUAUUGAACAAAAUAGUAUAAAUAAAAAUGGAGCUAAUAAGCGUACACCGCCACCUAAACCACCUAGGAUAAGUAGAAAUUCAAGUGUAUUAUCAAACAUUUCUAGUGGAUCAACAUCACAUGAUUCUCUUGAAAAAGUUUGCACAAAUUGUCAAUGUGACAAAGUUGACCAUGAGAUUGAGGGAAGCGAUUUAGGCAAUGGCUUUAAAUUGAAAGGUGUUAGCAUUAUUGAUGACAAUACUAAGUUAGCACCUAAAGAAGUAGAACAGUACUUGUGGGUUCCACCUGGUUUAGAUGAAGAUUUGAUUGAACAGUAUUUUUCUGGUCUUCCACAAGAAAAAGUACCCCAUUUUAACAAUCCAGAAGGAAUAAAGUAUCAUAACAAACAACUAAUUUUGCAAAUACCACUUCAAGAUUCAAAUAUAGAAAGUAUAACCACCCUAACUCCUAAAGAAAAAUAUUUACUUGAUGCCUUUAAAAGAGAAAGGGACCCAGAAAUAUCUGUGGGGAAAGUGAUACAGGCAAAGGAAAAUUUGAAAUGCAAGAACUGCAAACAAACUAUUUUUGAGGAUGAUGUUUGUGUUGAAGGGGGUCCUUCUAAUAAAGAAUAUACAUGGCACCCAUCUUGUUUUACUUGCUUUCAUUGUAAUGAGCUUCUUGCUGAUCUAGUAUAUGGUUACCGUAAAAAACAUAUUUUUUGUGUAAGACACCAUGCUGAGCAAAUUAAACCAAGAUGUGUAAUGUGUGAUGAGUUAAUAUUUGGUGGAGAAUAUGUUCGUACAGAAGAUAAAGCUUAUCACUCUAAUCAUUUUAUAUGUUCUUACUGUGAAAGAGGGUUAACUGGUGAGCAACAUCUUGUUGAUCAAGGACUGCCUAUUUGCAUAAUGUGCUAUGAUGAAAAAUAUGCUUCCAUAUGUCAUAUGUGUGGCAAGACAAUAGGAGUGGAUGAAGAAGAUGUUAUAUAUGAUGAUGAACAUUGGCAUGAUGCAUGUUUAGUUUGUACUCAUUGUCAUUGUAAGUUAAGUGGCACAAGUUUUGUCGUAAAGGAUGACAAUUUUCUUUGCUCAGAAUGUUACCAAAAAACAGAUGACAAGCGGUGUAAAAGAUGCAUGAAAGGUUUUGAACCUGGUGUUAAAAGAUUGGAGUUAAAAGGGGAUUUUUGGCAUGAGAAUUGUUUUGUAUGCGAUAGUUGCAAGAAGCCUAUUACUUCAAAAAGAUUUAUUCAUCAUGAAGGAAAGCAAGUGUGUUGUCCUUGUUUUGAUCUUUACUUCGCUAAGCGUUGUGGAAAGUGCACUGAAGUAUUACGAGAGGGUGGCGUUGCUUGCGGUGGAAAUUUUUAUCAUCGAGAUUGUUUUAUAUGUGAUAACUGUUCAGAUCCUAUUUCUAGUCAACCGUUUCAGCAAAAAGAUGGAAAGAGGUUCUGCACUCCUUGUUAUAAAUCUCUAUUUGCUAAAAAAUGCACAGCUUGUGGCGAUUAUAUUAUAAACGGGGAGUUUUACACUGUAGAUGCAGAUAACUGGCACAAAAAUUGUUUCCGAUGCGUGACAUGUAAUGAAAUAUUAUACAGACAAUCAUUUGCUCAAGAAAACGGUGUUAUCAAAUUAAUAUGCGAAAAUUGCCAGGAUCAGUAAAACAUAUCAAGCUGAUAAAAGUUUAAAAAUAUAAUUUUAUUAUCUGAUAUUUUAGCUUUGAAAAAACUUCAUAGUUAAAGCACAGUAACAUGAUUUUAAUAUUUUAUACUCAUUUUUCAUACCUUUUGACAUCCAGACUUUUGGUAUCUUGAUUUUAAUGUAAAUAUGAAAAUAUUUUAAUUUUGAGGUUCACUUGGCAAUCAGUUGCAAAAUUCGCUUCGUUAAGAUUUGCACAAACGAAAAAACGUUUAGAACGAGUUUUUCUAUAUUUUAAUUUUUAAUUUAAAUUGUCUGGUCAGUAGAGACGUAAAACUUUUUUACUUUAGUUUGUACGGUUGAAUAUUUAUCUAUUAGGUUGUAUAUUUGGUUUAUUGUACAUUUGAAAAUUUAACAAAUAGUAAAUUGUUUGA
Messenger RNA from Hydra vulgaris (swiftwater hydra), 2288 nucleotides. Its product is annotated as prickle planar cell polarity protein 3-A. Gene Ontology annotation, molecular function: zinc ion binding. NCBI's taxonomy places the organism in Eukaryota, Metazoa, Cnidaria, Hydrozoa, Anthoathecata, Hydridae. The record is from RefSeq and is a predicted model, not a curated record.